AUGGCUUUGCUUGCGCUUCUGCUAGCGGCUUGGGCGGCAGCUGUCGGCGCCGUCCCAACCCGGUCGGAUUGUACCUUUACAGACGCAGCCGAGGCUAUGAAGGAGAAGAACGCAUGCAGCACCAUACGGCUCCAUGAUCUUCAUGUCCCCGCUGGCGUUACUCUGGACCUGAGCAAUCUCAACGACGGCACGAAGGUCCUCAUCUCCGGACGCAUGAGGUUUGGCUUCAAAAACUGGCACGGGCCCUUGAUGUCGGUUUCCGGCAGAAACAUUCUCGUGCAGGGCCAAGCCUCGAGCGUCAUCGACGGCCAAGGCUACCGCUGGUGGGACGGAAAGGGCAACAACGGCGGAAAGUCGAAGCCCAGCUUGUUCCUGGCUAAUCACCUCGUCGAUUCCAGGAUCGAGUCGUUGAGCGUCUUGAACACGCCCGUCAACGCCUUUACCAUCACGCGCGCGGACAACCUCUACAUCCACAACGUCAGAAUCGACAACUCCCUAGGCGAUAAAAAGGGCGCGCACAACAGCGACGGCUUCAACAUUGGGCUAUCGACGGGCGUCUACAUUGACGGCGCGCGCGUGUACAACCAAGACGACUGUUUUGCCGCCAACUCGGGCACCAACAUCACCUUUAUCAACGGGUUUUGCGAGGGCGGCCACGGCAUCUCUGUGGGCUCCAUCGGCCACCGAUUGUCCAACGUCGUCAAGGGCGUUCGCGUCUUGAACUCCAAGGUUGUCAACUCGGACAACGGGGUUCGCAUCAAGACCAUUGCCGGCGCUUCCGGGUCUGUGUCCGAUGUGGUCUUUAAGGACAUUACCCUGUCUGGCAUUUCCAAAAACGGCAUUGUUGUGCAGCAGGACUACAAGAACUCUUCCCCCACGGGUGUUCCCACCUCUGGCGUGCCCAUCACCGAGCUGACGGUUGAGAAUGUGUCUGGGACCAUAAAGCCGGGUGGAACGAACGUCUAUAUCAUGUGCGCCUCUUGCUCGCAAUGGACUUGGGAGAACAAUAAUGUCACUGGUGGCGAGAAGAUCAAGGAGAACAAGGGCGUUCCACCAGAGAUCGAGCUGUGA
Messenger RNA from Ustilaginoidea virens, 1071 nucleotides. RefSeq lists its product as uncharacterized. NCBI's taxonomy places the organism in Eukaryota, Fungi, Ascomycota, Sordariomycetes, Hypocreales, Clavicipitaceae. The record is from RefSeq and is a predicted model, not a curated record. The transcript is spliced from 2 exons. Gene Ontology annotation, biological process: pectin catabolic process. Gene Ontology annotation, molecular function: polygalacturonase activity. Gene Ontology annotation, cellular component: extracellular region. Bases 1 to 1071 code for a protein of 356 amino acids.